Diabrotica virgifera virgifera (western corn rootworm) is the source of this 4142-nucleotide messenger RNA. RefSeq names its product YLP motif-containing protein 1. NCBI's taxonomy places the organism in Eukaryota, Metazoa, Arthropoda, Insecta, Coleoptera, Chrysomelidae. The record is from RefSeq and is a predicted model, not a curated record. Bases 277 to 4059 code for a protein of 1260 amino acids. Gene Ontology annotation, biological process: regulation of telomere maintenance. The transcript has 13 exons. Gene Ontology annotation, cellular component: nucleus.
AAUGUCAAAUAAGAAUUGAUUUUUAGAAGCCCUGUCAAUUAAAGAACAUGGCGGGUACAAUUCAUGGUUAAUAUUUGUUAAUAUUUAGCGAUUUUACAUUUUAUCACCACGUGAAGAUUGUGAAUUGUUUCUUUAACAUUUUAAGUUAUAAAUUGGUGUUAAAUUAGCCCGGUGUUGAUAAGCAGUCGUAAAAAGAUUGUUUUAGCUUCAAUUAAUACACAGAAAGGACUUUCUACGUAGUGUAUCUGUGCCAUAUAAAUUAUUUUUUAGGUAGACAUGUCGUGGCCUGCGUGGCCUACAGGCACACCUGCUUUACCCACAGCUGUACCAGGCGCUGUAUUACCCAAUGCGAUUAAUGCUGCGCCGGCUAUCACUCCAAUGGGUUACAGUCAAGAACAGUGGGCUCAAGCGCAACAGCAGAAUUGGCAACAGUGGGCGCAGUGGCAACAGCAAUACCAACAAUGGCAUCAGCAAUACGGAGCGGAGUAUCAAAAAUCUUUAACUGCCAUGCAAGGGGCGGUUCCCACUCCUAUGCAAAUGCAACCACCGCUACCAAUAUCAGCAGCAGCUCCUCCAUUGCCUGACAGUAAGCCUCCACUUCCAAAAGAAGAUCCUCCUAUGCAGCCAUCGGCAGUUUCGGCGUAUUCAUCAGUCCCACAGACGGGUUAUUCCACUGCUGCUCCUAUGAUGCAACAACAAAUGCAUUUCCCUUCUUAUUAUCCAGUGCAACAAACACUGCCAACGUGGCAGACACAAAAUGUCGCUCAAAAACGACCAUAUACUCAAGAAAUUGAAACUGAUCCUGCUAAGAAAGCAUUGCUGGAUAAACCUGUAACUAAUCAGUGGAAUCAACAAAUGCCAGGAGCAAGUCAGAACUAUAGUCAACCACCACCUGCUACAGCUGCUGUCGCUGCCGCUGCUCCUAUCGCUCAAUCAACAGACCCCAAAGGAAGUCACGAAGAACUCUCAGAAGCUGAGAAAAAGUUUGAUAAAGAAUUCGCUGCUUGGGAAGCUCAGUUUAAUAAAUGGAGAGAACAAAAUGCUAAUCAUCCAGAUAAAGUUCAGUAUAAAGAAUAUGAAAAAAAGUGGGAAUCUUGGAGAAAUUCACUCCUAGAAAGGCGCGAACAAAUGAGGCGUAAGAGAGUUGCAUUGCAAGCAACUUCCGCACCAAAGAGUCAAUCUUCUUUAUCAAAUCAAGAUACAUUGAUUAAUAAAACUGACAUUACUGCAGCUCAACCUUCAUCUUUAGGUGCUGCUUAUAAUGAGAGUGCUUUACCAGCGACAAAUGAUCUAUUCAAUAAACCCCCACCAAAUGAGAAUAAUGAUCCAUUAACCUUUAAACCUAAAGAUGGAGGAUUUUUAACUACAGGUUCGUCCUCUGAAGGAAUUCCUGGGCUUGAUCUGGUUAAAGACGACACUAAAGAAGAAUUGCCGGAUAGAUCAGAAGAAAUUCAAGAUGAAGCUGAAGAAGGGGAUACCAAAGCCAAAUCGAAACUACCAGACUUUGAGGCGAUCUCCAAAGGAAUCAACACAAUUCUCGGAGAUCAGAAACUGCUUAGCAUGCUAUCGAUGGUUUCGCAGAAUGCACCUCCUGCUGUAGCUUCUACUAAUGUCACUACAGAUACCGUUUCGAAUAUUGCACCAAACUAUGGACAGAACUUUUCGUUGCCGCCACCUAAUUUCCAACAGUAUCCUAAUAGCUACACCGCUCCUCCUCCACCUUAUCAAGAUCCCUAUUAUCAACAGGCUAGAUCCAGUACUAACGAUUACUUUCAAAAAGGUCAAUUUGACGGUCCACCUCCAAAUGUCCCAGCCAUGCACAGCAAAGUAGAUGACUACAGUAAUCCUCCACCUAUAUCUAAUAAUACAAAAGGUAUGGGAAAUGUCCCAAGUAACUAUGGUAGUGGAGCAAGAGGUUUAGAUAAUCAGUUCUCAAGAGAUCCCCCUCAAUAUGGUAAAGACAGCGAUAAUUAUUAUCGCAAUGAUAACAGAAACGAUAAUUUCUCAAACGACAGAUUUUCUUCAAAGAAUAACCUUAAUAGAGAAGAUGAUUACUCAAAUGAUAAUUAUUAUAAAGAUAAUUACGGAAAGAAUCGUUAUGAUAGCGGGAAUAAAUUCGACGACGAUGACGUGGAUUAUGAUAACUAUAACGAUGACGAGGAUUACGACAAAUACAAUGAUAUGUUUCAAGAAGACGAAGAAGAUUCUUAUCAAGAAGAUCGUGGACGUCAGCCCCACCAUCAAAGGCAAUUCAAAUCUUCAAUGGAUCAACCACAAAAGCCGUUUAUGAACCAGUCGCAAAAUCAAAUAAAGUCGUUGAUGGAUCAACCAAAAAUCCAACCUUUGAUGAGUCAGGUACACCAACCGCCACCCAAAAUUCCAUCUUUGAUGGAUACGCCAAUUUUGUCACGAGAUUUAAAGGAUAAUGAUUUUGAUACUAAAGAUCCUUAUGACGAUUUUCCGCUGUUUGAGCCUGCCAAAGUUAUUGAUUAUGAGCAUGUGUCGCAGACACAAGAAGACGACUCGGUUUCUAUCGAGCCAGUAAACAUGUUCGAUUACAAACACAAACCGGUUAAUUGCGUCCCGCAUAUACAUAGACCGAAAUGGCUUGCAGAAGCUAUAAAAUUCAUCAGGGAAUUCGAUCCCUUAGCACAGCGUUAUGAUUAUGAACGAAUUAUUCCACCAUCAGAGGCAAGAUAUUCUGCUCAAAGAGGUGAAAACCGGUUUAGAUACGAUGAACGAGACAGGGAUGUGGGAAGAAAUCGACAAGAGAGAUCAUUUGACAGAGAUGACUAUCGUCGAAAUAGCAGGAGAAGUGAAGAUGACACUAGAGGCAGAAACGGAAGUCGAGACAGGGACAGAAGUAGAGAAGGAUACAGAGCUAAGGACCAUGAUAAUAAUAGGAAACAGAAAAAUAAUCGUGAUAACCGCAAAAGAACUAGCAAAAUAUCUUCCAAAGAUUUUGACGAAUUGUCUGAUGCGGAUAUGGAUUUCGAAGAAGUUGAGCAAUCUCGACACCAUUCCGAACAGAGUAGUCGACGAAGCAGAAGUCCAGAAUUAAGUAAUCCUCCGAAUCCUGCAUCAAAGCAAUUCGAAAUAACGAUGAUAGAAGACAUUAUCAAUCCUCCAGGUCGUUUUAACAGGCCGCCUCGUAUUGUUAUUAUUUUAAGGGGCCCUCCAGGUAGUGGAAAGACCCAUCUCGCUAAGUUAAUUAAAGAUAAGGAAAUUGAAAAUGGUGGAUCCGCACCUAGAAUUUUAUCAUUGGACGAUUAUUUCAUGGUCGAACAUGAAAAGAAAGUAGUUGAAGACGGGAAAACGCAAUUUAUUAAAGAAAUGGUGUAUGAAUAUGAAGCAGAAAUGGAAGAGUCAUACAGGCAAUCGUUUAUGAGGUCAUUUAAGAAAACUAUCACUGAUGGAUACUUUCCAUUUAUUGUAGUUGAUAACGUCAAUGACAAAGUUAAAUAUUUCGGUGAAAUGUGGAGUUUUGCCAAGCAAAACGGUUUUCAGGUAUACAUAUGUCAGUUGGACUUGGAUCCAGUCCAAUGCUAUAAAAGAAACAUACACAACAGAAGCGAAGUCGAAAUAGAGGAUAUAAUCUCGGGCUGGGAGCCUACCCCCUCCCAUCAUCCGACAAUAGACGCUUCCAGUUUACUACAAAAUUCCAAUAUCGCAGAAGUUGAAAUGGAAGUGGAAGAUGAGAAGAGUUCGGAACCAACCGAGACCAAUGAUCCAGAGGACCACGUAAGAAGCAAAUGGGACAAUUUCGACUGUUCUAAUAAUAAUCUCGCCAAGCUCGAUGGCGUCAACAAACCCCUCCGUAAAUCGCGAACCAUGGAAGAAUACCUUCAACUCGAGGAGUGGAGCCCCCCAAAAUCAGUCCAACCGGGGAAAAAGAGGGUUCGGUGGGCCGAUUUGGAGGAACAGAGGAACGUGGAGAAGAUGAGGGCCAUCGGAUUCGUGGUAGGCCAGACUGAUUGGGAUAGAAUGAUGGACCCGACAGGCAGUAGGGCACUCACUAAAACCAAGUACAUUGAACGCGUUUCGCGAGGUCGUAGAUAAGAAUACUGUAAUAAUUCUUUUUUAUAUUAAUUGAUGAUUUGUAGGUAUUUAUGGAAAAUAAAUAUAUUAAGUGAGUCGUUAAA